AUGAGCGGGGGGAGGCGGACGCUGCUGCUGCUGCUGCUGCUCUGCUGCUCUAGCGUUACAGGCAAUGGCGGGGCCUCACAUCAGAAGCCUCAGGCAUUGCAGAGGACCAUCGACGUCGAUGGUCGCCGGAUCCUCUUGGCCAAGAGCGGAAAGCGGACCUGCAAUGCGACCAUGGCGUAUGUUCUGCGAGAAGCGCACUCGACCUGGAACGACAAGAUUGGAUUCGCAGCGACAGGACAGUUGUCUUGGACACCCAAGUAUUCCGAAGAGGAUGUCGGUAUAUCACAGUAUAUGAAGAAGAGGACGCAGGGCAUUCAUGGCGUUCUCAAGGGAACCUGGUCAGACUUUGUGGUGCAGGAGGUGCGAAUAGAUGAUCAGAGGGUCGUCAACCUUCCUGCAGACGAUCAGGUCAAGGCAGAGGACAUGAAAGAGGGAAAAGCAGCAGCAAGGCAGAAAUGGCUGAAGUUCACGCUGUGCAAGAUGGGGCUGGACACCAUCAGUGCUAUCAGGAUAAUUGCAAGGAUGGCAAACAUCCCAUACACUUCAUUCAGAUUUGCAGGCAUCAAAGACAAGUAUGGCAUCACCUUGCAAGAAGUUACUUUGAUGUCCCAUUACUCCCAUCGUUUCCGAGAUCUUGUGUCUUCCGAAUACAAGGUGAAGAAUGGCAAGAUUUGGAUCAGCGAGGUCGAAAAUUGCAGCCGACCGUUGCACAGUGGAGAACUUUACGGAAACAGAUUUGUAGUCGUCUUACGAAAUGUCACUCUGGACCACAAGACGAUGCAUCGAUCAGUCCGAAGGCUCAGAAAGGGAGGCUUUCUGAACUACUUCGGUAUGCAGAGAUUUGGGGGGGGAUCUAUUCCGUCUCUUGAGGCCGGACGACACCUAUUGUUGAUGAACCACUCAGCGUUCGUUCAGAGUAUUAUGAGUACGCGUUUGUCCACAAACAAGCAAGAAAUAGAAGCAAAAGAACUCUACGAGAAAAAUGGUGCUGGUUUUCUAUGGCAUCUUGUAUCUGAGAGCAUGAAUCAAGCGGAGAAGCAAUUUUUGGAGGCAAGGAAUUUACACAUCUUUUGCAGGGCUGCUGUUUCUGCUAUUCCUUUCAAAAGUCUGUUCGUACAGUCAUACCUUUCUGGGUUAUGGAAUGAAGCAUGCUCAUAUCGGAUCAAGCGUUAUGGAAGCAAACAAGCAGUGGAAGGUGACAUAAUCCUCUUGGAAACUAUCGGCGGAGGACAAAAAGGGAAAAAGAUGCAGAAGAUCAAGAUAGUGUCCGAGCAAGAUGCUAAAAAUAGAACUUAUUCCAUCUUGGAUGUCGUCUUGCCAAUGUUUGCAGAGGGCAGACGAGUUGUAUUGCCUAGAAACCGCAUGGGAAAGUGGCUGAAGAAGCGUAUGAAGGUCGAGAAUAUAAUGCAUACCAUGAAAGUGGUCGAGAUAGAGGAUGUGGACGGCUGUUGCGUGUCUGUAGAUCAAGAAGACUGUGAAGAUGAGAUGCAAACAAGGCCCAGCAAAGCAACUCGCAGCAAGACAUUCACUGAGGUCUGUAAGUUCAGACACGUCGUGGUUCGUCCUCAGCGUAUGAGGUCCUCAGUCAGGCGCUACUCGAGCGUUGACGAUGCUGUGUUUCGGGGUUUGAGUGAAGACUUGAUGUCUGUUAAUCCUCUGCUUACGCGCAUUCAUGAAUGA
Molecule: messenger RNA, 1680 nt
Organism: Guillardia theta CCMP2712
Lineage: Eukaryota; Cryptophyceae; Pyrenomonadales; Geminigeraceae
Exons: 8
Coding region: 1-1680 (559 amino acids)
Biological process (GO): pseudouridine synthesis
Molecular function (GO): RNA binding; pseudouridine synthase activity
Source: RefSeq, a predicted model, not a curated record